AUGGCUAGGCCACUUGGAGCAGUUCGUCUGAGACGAACGAACUCGGUUACACUCGUUGUCGGCACCCCCGUUACCAUCUACAAUCUUAACAAUGUCACCAUAACCAGCGAUCCGGUCGCCAAUCGCGAGUCUGUCCUCAUCCUCACCCCCAUGACGAGGUUCUAUCAGGACUACUGGGACAAUCUUCUGAAGCUCUCGUACCCGCACGAGCUCAUCACACUCGGCUUCAUCCUGCCCAAGACGAAGGAGGGAAACGCCGCCACCGCCGCCCUACAGAAGCAGGUUAUCAAGACACAAAAGGGACCGGAAAAGGAUCGAUUCAACAUGGUUACUAUUCUGAGGCAAGAUUUUGAUCCCGAUCUGGCGAGCCACGAUAAACCUCUGAUUGCCCCCAAUUGCUUCCAGCGAUUCAAGGACCCCAAAACGGGCAAGAUGGACGAACGACCCUACGAUUUUAACAAUUGGCAAGACAGCGAAGCCGCCCAGAAGCUCGCAGCUCAGAUGGGUCCAGAUGAUAUCCUCGUCGAAGGGUACGCUGAGCUGCCAACUUACCGAACUCUUAUGGCUCACCUCUCAGACGGUGGCAAUAUUCAUACUGAGAUGCCUAUUGAUGGGGUUGGUGGAGCUACGCUCCUAGUAAAGGCCGAUGUUCACCGGGAUGGCGCCAUGUUCCCAGCGUUCUCCUUCUACCACCUCAUCGAAACGGAAGGUUUCGCCAAAAUGGCAAAACGAUUAGGGUGGAAGGCAACGGGCCUCCCCAACUACAAGGUGUACCAUUACAACGAGUAG
This is a messenger RNA of Parascedosporium putredinis, 789 nucleotides long. NCBI's taxonomy places the organism in Eukaryota, Fungi, Ascomycota, Sordariomycetes, Microascales, Microascaceae. The record is from the annotation of a GenBank genome assembly.